Quercus lobata is the source of this 2427-nucleotide messenger RNA. It is a transcript of the gene TBL16, whose product is annotated as TRICHOME BIREFRINGENCE-LIKE 16. NCBI's taxonomy places the organism in Eukaryota, Viridiplantae, Streptophyta, Magnoliopsida, Fagales, Fagaceae. The record is from RefSeq and is a predicted model, not a curated record. Gene Ontology annotation, molecular function: acetyltransferase activity. Gene Ontology annotation, cellular component: Golgi apparatus. Gene Ontology annotation, biological process: plant-type secondary cell wall biogenesis; xyloglucan metabolic process; xylan biosynthetic process. Bases 295 to 1929 code for a protein of 544 amino acids. The transcript is spliced from 6 exons.
UGACUUGCUUUUUUCCACUAAACGGCUUCUCCAAAGCGUGUCGUGUCGUGUCCAUCUUCAGUUUGAAAGACUUUUCCGUGUUUUUCGCUUUUCUCUUCUUCUUCUUCUUUCUUCUCCUUCACGGGGUCCUCUCUCUCUCUCUCUCAAAAAGUCCUCCAUUUCCAAGCUCUGUACACCCCAUUUCAGCAAAGAACUUUCUUCUUUUGGUAACUAUAUUCAUAAAUAUUUUCCUCAGAGCUUAAUGUGUUAAAGUACAUCAUACCUGGAGUACUGAUUUCCGUUAAUUUUCGGAAUAUGAUGAAAAGAGGUUUGUAUGGAUUGAGGGCUAGAGAGCUCGCUAUGGUAACCAUUGUGCUUAUGUGCGCAACUUUUCUUAUAUGGGCAUGGGAGAAAACCCCGCUUCUUACCGCCUUCAUGCCACCGCAAACUCAUUUGCAGUUGACUCCAGAUAUUAUUGUGAGCAAACCUGUAGCUGGCGUGGUAUUUUCAGAAUCACAAAUUAUUGUGGGCAAAGAUGUGUCAUCAUUUCCAGGAAAAUUGACUGAAAAUGAUGAAGAACUGAAUUUGGAUUUAGCAGAUCCAGAGAAUUCUGUGCAAAGCUCUCCUACAAGGCAAGAGAUAAACAGUGAUUUACUAACCACCACUGAUCAGAAUGGGGAAAUCCGCACAAAUGUAUCAGAAGAAGCAAAAGACAAACAGAUCCAGGAAGCAGAAAAAAAGGGUGGCGUAGAAGGCCCUACAAGUCCAACAGAAGUAGAAGGAAAACAUCUUAAAAUGGUAGAUCAACAUUCGAAACAAGUAGGACAAAUUUUGGAUAUGGUAACAAGAACGGGUUCCCCAUCUAGUAGCUCUGUAGUUGGGGGGAAAGAUGAUAGGAAUUUGACAAUACUUAAGGAAAAUCAAGCUUGUAACUUAGCAAAAGGAAAAUGGGUUCCGGACAAUAAUCGACCUUUAUAUUCUGGGUUUGAUUGUAAGCAAUGGCUGUCAGGGAUGUGGGCCUGCCGGUUGACACAGCGAACAGAUUUUGCCUAUGAGAAGCUUCGGUGGCAGCCUAAAUAUUGUCAGAUGGAAGAAUUUGAAGGGUCUAAAUUCUUGAGGAAGAUGCAAGGAAAAACUCUAGCUUUUGUUGGAGAUUCAUUGGGCCGGCAACAGUACCAGUCUUUAAUGUGCAUGAUCACUGGUGGUAAGGAGAGACAUGAUGUCAUAGAUGUUGGAAAUGAAUAUGGAAUAAUCCAAGCUCAUGGUAAUGCUCGUCCAAAUGGCUGGGCAUAUCGGUUCCCAAGCACCAACACCACCAUACUCUACUACUGGUCAGCAAGCCUCUGUGAUGUGGAACCCAUUGAUAAGACAAACCCCACCACUGAUUAUGCCAUGCACCUUGAUCGGCCGCCAGCAUUCUUGCGUCAAUUUCUUCACAAAUUUGAUGUUCUAGUACUCAACACAGGACACCAUUGGAAUCGAGGAAAGCUUAAAGCCAACAAAUGGGUAAUGUAUGUUGGGGGUGUACCAAAUACCAACAAGGAUUUAGCAAUGAUUUGGAAGGCCAAGAAUUUGACAGUUUAUAGCAUUGUGGAUUGGGUGAACUCACAACUGCCAAAAUAUCCAGGGUUGAAAGCCUUCUACAGGACCAUCUCACCUAGGCAUUUUGUUGGUGGGGACUGGAACACAGGUGGGAGUUGUGACAAGACUACCCCUAUGUCAGUGGGAAUAGAAGUAUUACAAGAUAAGUCCAGUGAUGAAAGUGCUGCAGGUGCAGUGAAGGGAACCGGGGUUAAGCUCUUGGACAUAACAGCUCUUUCCCAGCUCAGAGAUGAGGGUCAUAUGUCCCGGUUUAGCCAAAGUGCCAGAUCAGGAGUGCAAGAUUGUCUGCAUUGGUGUCUACCUGGUGUUCCUGAUACAUGGAACGAAAUCCUUUUUGCACAAAUUUAGUCCAUUGUAAUAGGUGGUAAAUGAAGAAUAGUGUGGCUUUAGCAGGUUUUGCUCUGCCUUUCCAUGGCUUGGGUAAAGAUCACCACCCGAAGAUUCUGAACAACAUGCUAUUCCACAAGAUGCAGUGACACGGGAUGAGACUAAGUUCUAUAAUGGAAUUUAUUUGCUGACCAAUCUGUUGACAAAAUUGCAUCCAAAUGGUUAAUAGGUUUGUUCUUUUUAGUCAUGUGGACUAUAUAAGUCCCUGCAGUCCACAUGUUUGUAGAUGCAGCCCCUUCUGUUUGUAGGUUAGUUUUUUUGCCUUUAGAUGGUGCCCUUCACUUCCUAAAUUUGGGUUUGUGGGCAAAACGCCACUAUAGAAAUGUGAGAAGGCCAUUCCUUCAAAUGAAUUUUGGAUUAUCCUCAGAUUAGUUGAUGCUAAAUACUAGUAGUGUGAAAAGAAAUAAAAGGCCAUAGUGGAGCAACGAACAGAUGCAAAAUUGGGCUUGAAAUCAAUAA